GCGCCAGCCAGCCAGGCGCGGCCAAGCGCCAGCCAGCUCCAAACCGACGACGAAGCUUGGGGCUGCCUGGCCCAUCCCAUCAUCACCGACCCGUUGCAUCCCCCGGACCAUCGUCGAGCUCUCCCUCUCGACCACCCCCGCCCGCACCGCCUGCAAACUCGAUCCCACGCACGCCAGACAGUCCAUUUGACUAGCCACCAUGUUCAGAAACAACUAUGAUAACGAUUCCGUCACAUUCUCGCCCCAGGGCAGAAUAUUCCAGAUCGAGUACGCCGCCGAGGCUGUGAAGCAGGGCUCCGUCGUCGUCGGCAUUGCCAGCAAAACACAUGCUGUCCUGUGCGCGGUCAAGCGCAACGCCGAGGAGCUCUCCUCGUACCAAAAGAAGCUCUUCUCCAUCGACGAACACGCCGGCAUCGCCAUCGCCGGCCUCACCUCCGACGCCCGCGUCCUCUCCAACUUCAUGAAACAGCAGUGUCUCGGCCACCGCCUUACCUACGGCCGCGCCAUGCCCAUCCGCUCCCUCGUCGACAUGAUUGGUGAGAAGGCUCAGAUCAACACCCAGGUCUACGGCAAGCGGCCCUACGGCGUCGGCCUGCUCGUGGCCGGCGUCGACGAGCGCGGCCCCCACCUGUUCGAGUUCCAGCCCUCGGGCAUGACGGAGGAGAUGGUCGCCUUCGCCAUCGGCGCCCGCAGCCAGAUGGCCCGCACCUAUCUCGAGCGCAACAUCGACGCCUUCGCCGACUGCUCGCGCGAGGAGCUCGUGCGGCACGGCCUCCGCGCUCUGCGGGAGAGUCUGGUGCAGGACAAGGAGCUGACGGUGGAGAACACGUCGGUCGGCCUGGUGGGCGUCGUCGAGGAGGAGGGCAAGAAGACGGUACAGCCGUUUAAGCUGUAUGACGAGGUUGAGGUGAAGCAGUGGCUCGACACAGUCGGCGAGAGCCAAGGAGGCAGCGGCGAGGGCGAGGGCGAGGGCAUGGACGUGGACAGUUAGAGGGUCGUAGGGGGGGCUCGAGAAAGAGCCAGGGCGUGCCAGCAAGCGACAAGGAUUUGAUGCGGCAGGCAACGACUACUAGAUCAUGUACAACUACGAGCCGCCUAGAUGGCGGCGAUCAUGGGCGUCAACAACAUGAACGUUAGAAUCAGCGCUGGCUGAGCAGGACCGCUGACGACAACGUGAGAAA
Molecule: messenger RNA, 1181 nt
Organism: Purpureocillium takamizusanense
Lineage: Eukaryota; Fungi; Ascomycota; Sordariomycetes; Hypocreales; Ophiocordycipitaceae
Gene: PRE5
Product: Proteasome endopeptidase complex
Exons: 3
Coding region: 200-991 (263 amino acids)
Biological process (GO): ubiquitin-dependent protein catabolic process
Cellular component (GO): proteasome core complex, alpha-subunit complex; proteasome core complex; nucleus
Source: RefSeq, a predicted model, not a curated record